Cucumis melo (muskmelon) is the source of this 817-nucleotide messenger RNA. RefSeq names its product protein C2-DOMAIN ABA-RELATED 4-like. The record is from RefSeq and is a predicted model, not a curated record. Bases 246 to 743 code for a protein of 165 amino acids. Lineage: Eukaryota; Viridiplantae; Streptophyta; Magnoliopsida; Cucurbitales; Cucurbitaceae. The transcript is spliced from 3 exons.
AAAAGAAAAAGAAAAUAAUAUAAUUGAAGGUAUAUAAAUUAGGUAGAAUAGCAAAUGCAAAGGGCUGAAUCAUCGAAAUUUUGUCACAUAGGAAUUGUCAAUAGUCAAUGAGGGUGGAAGUAAGAGGAUAAAACAAAAUUGGGUAUUUGUAUUUCUGGAUAUCCAAAGAAGGAAAGGGAAAUCAAUAACCCAAACAGAAAAACAGAGUUUGUUGUAGUUGGAGAAACUUUGAUUUAGUUUUGAAAAUGGAGAAUUUAAUGGGAUUGUUGAGAAUUCAUGUGUUUAGAGGUGUGAAUCUUGCUGUAAGAGAUGUUUGUAGCAGUGAUCCUUAUGUUAUUUUCAAGAUGGGCAAACAGAAAUUGAAGACUCGAGUAGUGAAGCAAAAUAUAAACCCAGAAUGGAACGAAGAUCUAACUCUAUCAAUCCAAGACCCAAGUCUCCCUGUCAACGUGCUUGUAUACGACAAAGAUCUGUUCUCGCUUGACGAUAAGAUGGGGGAUGCGGAGUUUGACGUUCGGCCAUUUGUGGAAGCCGUAAAGAUGAGAUUGAACAAUCUCCCAAGUGGAACCAUCAUAAGAAAGAUUCAACCAAGCAGGGAGAAUUGUUUGUCCGAAGAAAGUUGCAUAAUUUGGGUAAAUGGACAAGUUAUUCAAAAAAUGUUUCUAAGGUUAAGAAAUGUGGAGUCUGGUGAAAUUGAGCUGCAAUUGCAAUGGAUUGAUAUUCCUGGCUCUAGAGGAUUGUAGAUAUAAAUUUGUAAAAGCUGAAAAAACCAUAAUAAGGUACCUUAUGAAAUGGGAUUUUCUUUUUGGACUUUUAA